AUGUUUGUGCACGUGCCAAAGGGGGCGCUGGCGACGCCGGCGGUACAGGUCGUCGUUAGUGUGGGGAGGAGCUGGAUGAUGUGGGAUGCGGGAAGGAUGACUUUGUUGUUUGUCGGCCCGGAUGCUGGAGCUGCCAUCACGAGCUUGGCGGUUACGGGCACAGAAGUCUUUGCGGCUGCAGGACCACGGAUCAUCCGAUAUAUCCGAGGCAAGGAGGCUGGACAAUUCAACUCGCCGAAUAAAGCACCACUUGGGGAAAUCAUGAUCUUUGGCGAGCAGAUGCUUGCGCUUCGGGAGGAUGGGAAGGGGAUGUUCAUCUGGAACCUGGCCACCCGGAAGCUGGAAAAUGAGAUCGCCUUCCAUACCACCUUUAUCGCUACGGCGCUGCAUCACCCCGCGACGUACAUCAAUAAAAUCAUCGUCGGGUCUCAAAGCGGAGAAAUGCAGCUCUGGAAUAUUAGGACAUGUACCAUGAUCCAUACCUUCUCCGCCCCCUCCUCGCCUUCCCCAAUCACCUCCCUCGCCCAAUCUCCCGCUAUUGACGUGAUCGCCAUAGGUCAUACGGACGGCACGAUCCGUUUACACGAUUUACGGCUGGACGAGCCCAUCCUCCAGCUGAGUCAGACGGAUGGGGCGGUCACCUCUCUUUCGUUCAGGAUGGAUGGGCCGCCCAUACUGGCAAGCGGGUGUAGUAAUGGCUCGUUCGCGGUAUGGGAUCUUUCUAAAGGCCGGAUUGCGCAUGUGCAGCGAGGAGCGCACGAGAAGGGCGUGGCGGGGUGUCAGUGGGUCCAGGGGCAGCCUCUGUUGAUGACCAGCAGCGAGGAUAAUAGUGUUAAGCAAUGGGCUUUCGACUCGCCAGAUUCCGUACCCCGGCUUCUCAAGUUCAGAGGCGGACAUCACGCCCCGCCCGCUUGGGUACGGUACUAUGGGGACGACGGGAAACAGAUCUUGACGGCUGGAAGGGAUCGGGCGCUGAGGUAUACAAGUGUAGUGAGGGACUCGAGGAGUCACGAGUUGUCGCAGGGCGCGGUAAUCAAGAAAGCCCUCACUCUUGGCGUUUCAUCAGACCACCUGAAACUCCCCCAGAUCACGGCGAUAGCGAGCUCCUCGACCCGCUCGAAAGACUGGGACGACGUCCUCACUGCGCACGCGGACGAUGGGAUCGCGCGGACAUGGAGAGCGCUGGAGAAGCGGAUAGGGACGAAUCUGCUCGAGGCGGACGAUGGAGUUGUUCAGUCUGUCUGCGUCACUGCGUGCGGAAACUUCGGGCUGGCCGGGUCCUCGACGGGCGAGAUCCGGAUGUGGAACAUGCAAUCCGGGAAGGAACGCCGAUCUUUUGCGUUGUCGGGCACGGUUGCGGGCGAUUCAAAGCCCAAGAUUAUUGCGCAGACGAAACCGAAGAAAAAGGCGGUGAAGGAGGAUAGGUUGAUACAGGCUGUGACUGGAUUGGUGACCGAUGCGCUUAAUACGCGGGUUAUUGCCAGUACGCUCGAGGGGAAAUUAUACACGUUCGACUUCCACAGCACCAAACUCCUCUCAACCCUCACCCUCCCAUCCUCCAUAACCGCUCUCACCCUGAACCGGGACUCCAACCUCCUCUUGUGCAUCUGCGACGACCUCGCCCUCCGUCUCGUCGAUAGCGAGUCCAACCGCAUCGUCCGUGAAUUGCGGGGCUUCCAGGGCCGGAUCCUCGACGCGUGCUUCUCGCCCUCGGGCCGAUGGGUAGUCGCUUGUGCCCUGGACGGGUGCGUGCGGACGUACGAUAUACCCACCGGACGGAUGGUGGAUAUCUUUAGGGCGGAGAGCGUCGCGACGAGCUUGACGUUCAGCCCGACGGGGGAUUUCUUGGCUACGAGCCAUGUGGAUAGUUUGGGGGUGCACCUGUGGGCAAAUAGGGCGCAAUUCUCAGAUCUGUCCUUGAGACAUAUCAACGAAGACGAGCCCGUCCCGGACCUCGCCCUUCCGUCGAUCCAAGGCGAGGAAGACGCGAUCGGGAUGGACGGAUUGGAACUUGUUGGCGAACCGGAAUAUACCGAUCUCUACGUUUCGCCCGAGCAGCUCGAAGGGGGGUUGUUGACACUUACGCUGCUCCCGAGGAGUAGAUGGCAGACUCUUCUCAACCUGGACACAAUUAGGCAACGGAACAAACCAAAGGAGCCCCCAAAGGCGCCCGAAGCCGCGCCGUUCUUCCUCCCUACCGUACAAGGGCUGGAGACCCGCUUUGAUCUCUCUUCGGCACAAGACGAGGCAUUGAAGCAGUCCGGCGGGAAACGGAUCGAUCUGGGGGAUGGGGCCGGGUUCGUCGAGAGCGACUUCACGCGCCGAUUACUUGUUGAGGAUGUCGAGGGGGACUAUUCCGCCUUCUUUGAACACCUAAAAUCCCUUCCCCCAUCCCUCCUAGACCUCGAAAUCCGAUCACUCCUCUCCCUCCCGCACCUCGCCGCGUUUAUCACCGCCCUUACCCAGCGGCUGAAGAGUCAUCGAGAUUUCGAAGCGGUACAGGCGUACCUUGCUGUCUUUUUGAGAGUGCAUGGGGAUGUGCUGGUUGCGCAUGAGGAGUUGUUGGGGGGUUUGAAGGAGCUCAGGGAGGAGCAGGGGAGGGAGGGGGGACGGUUGGGCAAGUUGGUGGGUUAUAGUUUGGGGACGUUGGGAUUUUUGAGGAGUGCGGGGUUGUAG
Molecule: messenger RNA, 2676 nt
Organism: Dioszegia hungarica
Lineage: Eukaryota; Fungi; Basidiomycota; Tremellomycetes; Tremellales; Bulleribasidiaceae
Product: putative WD-repeat protein
Exons: 12
Coding region: 1-2676 (891 amino acids)
Biological process (GO): rRNA processing
Cellular component (GO): small-subunit processome; Pwp2p-containing subcomplex of 90S preribosome
Molecular function (GO): protein binding
Source: RefSeq, a predicted model, not a curated record